GGUAUAAAUAUCCGAUGGCCGAUAAUUUCUCAUCAGAAAAGAAGAAUCGAAAGUUUAAAAACUGUCGCGUUGUUCUGAAGCAGCUCCCUAAUUCUCCGCGUACACUCUCUACCACCUCCCCAGAUCUAUCGUUUUCUGGGACCUAAGUAGAAAAAAAGAAAUGGGGCUGACUUUCACAAAGCUGUUUAGCCGGCUUUUUGCUAAGAAGGAGAUGCGAAUUUUGAUGGUUGGUCUUGAUGCUGCUGGUAAGACCACCAUCCUGUACAAGCUCAAGCUCGGAGAGAUUGUCACCACCAUCCCAACCAUUGGUUUCAAUGUGGAGACUGUUGAAUACAAGAACAUUAGCUUCACUGUGUGGGAUGUUGGGGGUCAGGACAAGAUCCGCCCAUUGUGGAGGCACUACUUCCAAAACACACAGGGUCUCAUUUUUGUGGUGGACAGCAAUGACAGGGACCGUGUUGUGGAGGCAAGGGAUGAAUUGCAUAGGAUGUUAAAUGAGGAUGAGCUGAGGGACGCUGUGCUACUUGUAUUUGCAAACAAGCAAGAUCUUCCCAAUGCGAUGAAUGCUGCCGAAAUUACUGACAAGCUCGGCCUGCACUCACUGAGACAGCGUCACUGGUACAUCCAGAGCACCUGUGCUACCUCCGGGGAGGGGCUCUACGAGGGGCUGGAUUGGCUCUCUAACAAUAUAGCUAACAAGGCUUAAAUGUUGUUCGGAGUUGCUUGGAUAAUGCGUUCAGCUGUGUUCUCAUAGCCUUUGUACCAGUCUGUGUGUUGAAUGAUUUCGUUUCAGAAAUUUUGGAAGUUCUUUUAGCACUUCCAAAAAUGAAAUUGUUUCAUAUGUUUACGGUACAUCAGUUCUACAUGUAAUGCUAUAUUCAUUCAUAAAAGCUAAUUAUCUGUUUGCCCAA
Messenger RNA from Salvia hispanica, 911 nucleotides. RefSeq names its product ADP-ribosylation factor 2. Lineage: Eukaryota; Viridiplantae; Streptophyta; Magnoliopsida; Lamiales; Lamiaceae. The record is from RefSeq and is a predicted model, not a curated record. Gene Ontology annotation, molecular function: GTP binding; GTPase activity.